This is a messenger RNA of Funneliformis caledonium, 906 nucleotides long. The record is from the annotation of a GenBank genome assembly. Lineage: Eukaryota; Fungi; Glomeromycota; Glomeromycetes; Glomerales; Glomeraceae.
AUGGCCACCAAGGCAGCAUUUAAAAGAUUAAGCAAAGAAUACAAUAACCUCCAGAGAAACCCACCACCAUAUUUGAUGGCAAAGCCUCUCGAAAGUAAUAUUUUGGAAUGGCAUUAUGUUAUUCGUGGACCUCCGGAUACACCAUAUCAUAACGGAGAGUAUCAUGGUGUCUUAUUAUUUCCUGCUGAAUAUCCCUUUAAACCUCCCUCAAUUCGUAUGACAACACCUUCUGGACGGUUCCAGCCUGACACUAGAUUAUGUUUAUCUAUGUCAGAUUUUCAUCCAAGUACUUGGAACCCUGCCUGGAGUGUUCCUACUAUAUUGACUGGAUUAUUGAGUUUCAUGGUGUUUAAUGAAGCUACUACAGGGAGUAUCAAGACAACAGAUGCCGAUAAAAGAAUAUAUGCUGCACGAUCACAUCAAUUCAAUCUGAAUAAUCCAAAGUUCAAAGAGAUUUUUCCUGAACUCUGUGUCCCAGAAUGUGUACCUGUUGAAGUUCUUUAUCCAAUUCAUAAUUCAUCAUCAAAUAACAUUGCAACAAACGGAAAUGAAAUUUCACAAAAUGAUAAGCAAUUUCCUCAGGUAGCAAGACGAAAUGAGACAAAUCAACAAGUUCCUUUAGUGGACGGUAGAAAUCAAAUUCAGCAACGUAGGCUCAAUAAUCGUAACGAAAAUCCUUUGCGAGGUAUUGUUGCAGGUGGAACUCUCGCGGCUCAUACCGAGAAUGCUAAUAACAUUAGGGCCAAUGGUAGUAAUAAUCCGCAAGGUAACACAAAUAAUAAUGUUGCGGGUCAACGAGGAAUUUUCGAUCAAUGGCGUAAAUGGAUAAUAGUAUCUUUAGUAUGCCUUUAUCUUGUUAUAACAAAAUUGCUAGCUCGAAGUAGUGGAGGAGAACCUAGUAUGUGA